UCGCGUUGCAUUGUGGGACGGGAGGAAGCCCAGAGCACGUUGGUCGUGGAGCUGAGCAUGGCGUCCUCCGGGAAGAGAAAACUUGCGCAGCUCAGUUUGGAUGAGUUCCUGACAACAGGUUUCGAUUCAGACGGCGACUCUACAGAGGAGAAGGCGAAUGAUGAAGUGUCCGAGAAGCAGAUAAAACCCAAGAAGGUAAAGAAGCUGAAGAAGGUAGCAGCCGGCAGUGGAGAAAAGAAGGUAAAGAAAACCAAAGGCAAAGCCUCCGAGCACAAAGACCAACUCUCUCGCCUUAAAGAAAAAGACCCGGAGUUCUACAAAUUCCUCGAACAUAAUGAUCAAACUCUUCUGAACUUUGAUGACUCUGAUUCUUCAGAUGAAGAAGGUGGCAUUCACCAGCUGCCGGACCACCUAGAGGAAAUGGAGGAGGAGGAGGAGGAUGAUGAAGAUGAAGAGAAAGAAGUAGAAGAAAAGAAAAAGAAGAAAAAGCCUGAUCAGAUUAUCGUCACCUUGAAAAUGGUGAAGGCCUGGAAGUCAGAAGCUAAGGUUGAUCUUCGGCCGCGACUCUUCCAUGAAAUUGCUCAAGCCUUUAAAGCCGCAGUGGCAACCACAGCCGGAGUAGAAGAUGGUGAUCCCAGUAAAUUCAAGGUUGCUGACACUGCAGUUUUCAAUGCACUAGUCACAUUCUGCAUUAAAGACCUAUUUGCCCACCUUGAGAAAAAGCUUGAUCUCAAGCCAGUGAAGGGAACAAAGCAGGUUAAUCCAUCAAGCAGUUUUCUUUGGAAAAAGCUUCGUCUAGAUAUCAAGAUGCAUCUGAACUCUGUUCUCCAGCUGCUGAGCUGUCUCACAGAAGCCACCGUCAGCGCUGCCGUCCUUCAGCAUAUCAAUAACACCGUGCAUUAUUACCUGUGCUUUCCGAAACACACUCGCCAACUACUUAAGAAAGCCAUUAAUCUCUGGUGUACAGGAGAAGAAACAGUCCGAGUGCUCGCGUUUUUGGUCCUGAACAAGAUCUGCAGAUGCCGGCAAGACUCGUAUCUCAACCAGGUGCUGAAGAAAAUGUACAUCUCUUAUGUGAAGAAUUCCAAAUUUACAUCACCCAAUGCUCUGCCAUUGAUCAACUUCAUGCAGCGAACUCUGACAGAGAUGUACUCGCUGGAUGUCCAGAGCUCCUACCAGCAUAUCUUCAUGUAUAUCCGGCAGCUGGCCAUCCAUCUGCGUAGUGCCAUGACCCUUAAAAAGAAGGCGGCUUAUCAGUCAGUAUAUAACUGGCAGUACAUUCACUGCUUGUAUCUGUGGUGCCGAGUGCUGAGCACAAUCCAUCCCAGUGACGUACUGGAGCCUCUGAUCUAUCCACUGGUCCAGGUUAUCACUGGUUGUAUCAGGCUCGUUCCCACUGCACGCUACUUCCCUCUGAGGAUGCACUGUAUCCGGGCCUUGACACUGCUGUCAGAAAGCACCGGAGUCUUCAUCCCUGUGUUACCCUUCAUCCUGGAGAUUUUGCAGCAAGUGAAUUUUAACAAACGGCCCGGAAGGAUUAGUGUAAAACCAAUCAACUUUGCUGUGAUCCUGAAGUUGUCCAAUGUGAACCUCCUGGAGAAAGUGUUCAGGGACGGACUGAUUGAGCAGAUUUAUGACCUGACAUUAGAAUACGUGCACACCCAGGCCCACAGCAUUGGAUUCCCAGAACUGGUACUUCCCGCCAUUAUACAGCUGAAAUCUUUUCUGAAGGAAUGUAAAGUGUCCAAUUACUGCAAGCCGAUGCGCCAACUGCUGGAGAAGAUCCAGGAGAAUUCGUCCUACAUAACGAGCAAGAGGCAGAAGUGCGCCUUUGGGGUGUCUGACAGAGCCGCUGUGCUUAAAUGGGAAAAGCAGACCAAGGAAGAAGGUACCCCACUGACUAAGUAUUACACCAACUGGAAGAAACUUCGGGAGAAGGAAAUUCAGCUGGAGAUAAGCGGCAAAGAGCGGAUGGAAGAUUUGAAUUUCCCAGAGAUCAAGAAGAGAAAACUCGAGAAGAAGGAGGAAGAUAAGAAGGAAUUCAAAGACCUGUUUGAAUCUGACAGCGAUUCGGAAAGUGGCGAAGGGGGUCUGUCACUGAAAGGAAAGUCAAAAUCAAAGAGCGCGGAUGACUCAUCUGAUGAGAGCUCUGAACUAAGCAGCGAGGGAGAGGAGGGCGAGUACGAGGUGGAAGACGAUGACCGCAUGGAUGGGGAAUCGCAGGAUGAAGAUGAGGAGGAGGAGGGAGAAGCUGAUGCCCACAAGAAAAAGAUCCAGAAGAAGACUAAGGGGGCGCAGCGCCUCUCUCAGGCCGACCUAAAGGAACUAGCCAAAGGGGAAGAAGAUAUUGUGCAGGAUCUCGAAUUCUCAGACGACGAGUAAACAUGCGCUGGGUGUACCAGUAACCCUUUGUCUGCCGGAUACUCGCUGUGGUCGGGCUUUUGCAAGGGUCCUGCAGAUUUUACCACCUUCGUGAGACACCCGGUGCCAUCUUUCGAACUGCUGUGCGGUAUAAUUUGCAGCUUGGCAGAGAAAACCAGCCCAGUCAUAAAUUCACGCAGGAAACCUAUACCAUCCUUCUGUAUUGUCAUCCUAAUAUGCCCCGCAUCCCACGAUCCAUCACUGAGAGCAGAUGCAAUGAUGAAGUGUUACAGGAUGCGGAGAGAGAGCGCGGCGAUUAAUAUUUCAGCGCCUGCGGGUUGCGCACAGUCACAGUGCUGUUACCUUACUCUGGGAAUAUAUGAUUCUGUUGCCAUGAUUUGGGGCCAGCUAUGUAUUCCUUCAGUAAGUAAAAGGUCCCAGGGACGCCACAUGUCAGCCACCUGCUGAAUGUUAACUCUU
Molecule: messenger RNA, 2841 nt
Organism: Bufo bufo (common toad)
Lineage: Eukaryota; Metazoa; Chordata; Amphibia; Anura; Bufonidae
Gene: NOC2L
Product: NOC2 like nucleolar associated transcriptional repressor
Exons: 19
Coding region: 58-2382 (774 amino acids)
Biological process (GO): negative regulation of transcription by RNA polymerase II; ribosomal large subunit biogenesis
Cellular component (GO): nucleoplasm; nucleolus; Noc2p-Noc3p complex
Molecular function (GO): transcription corepressor activity; histone binding
Source: RefSeq, a predicted model, not a curated record